Molecule: messenger RNA, 8604 nt
Organism: Ostrea edulis (European flat oyster)
Lineage: Eukaryota; Metazoa; Mollusca; Bivalvia; Ostreida; Ostreidae
Product: sodium channel protein type 4 subunit alpha B-like
Exons: 34
Coding region: 454-6462 (2002 amino acids)
Biological process (GO): sodium ion transmembrane transport; neuronal action potential; membrane depolarization during action potential
Cellular component (GO): voltage-gated sodium channel complex; plasma membrane
Molecular function (GO): voltage-gated sodium channel activity
Source: RefSeq, a predicted model, not a curated record
AUGCAUUUGCAGUGUAGUAACAUGUAGGAUGCUUGCAACUAGGGCACUAUAAACGCCGAAAUGAAAGAUUGUUUUGAAAACUCUGCUACUCUCGAGAUGGAAAUGUGAACUGUGCUCAACUGGGCAAUGCUUGUCUAUAAAUUAGAUCAUGUGGAUGAGAAAGAUGCAGUAGCGUCCAGUGCACUGCAAUGCAGUGUGUUACUCAAAGUUUUACUUUACAAGGGAUAAAUUAUUUUUUCAGAAUGGAUUGAUGUAGAAUAAGGAUUACACUUGAAUGGCAUUGUGUCAUCGAUUCGGGGUUUUACAUCGACUUUUGAUUAAAAUUCCGAAGAUGACAUAGUAACUGACUGUUAGAAACCAUGCCCUUUUUACACGAUUACAACAAACAAUUCAGGUACUUCGAUAAAUGCACUUCAUUAAAUCGGUUGGAAAACUAAGUUGCGUACGACUAAAAUGGAGGAAGAAGAAUUUUUCAGGCUCUUGACCCCCCAGUCACUUGUACAAAUAGAUGAGCGGAUUGCGGAAGAGAAAGCAUUUAAGAAAGCAGAGAAACAGGCUCAUGAGGAAGGCGAGGAGGAGGAACUAGCCGCCCAUGAGGAAGAAGAACCAAAACCCAAUCCAAAGUAUGAAGCGGGGAAAAAGCUCCCCCUCUCAAUGAAGGACCUGUUUCCGGUGGAGUAUACCAGCAAACCUCUUGAAGACUUCGAUGAAUUUUACGAAACACAAAAAACUUUUGUGGUUGUGGGAAAGGACAUGUCCAUUUCCAGAUUCAGCGCCACGAAUGCCUGCUAUCUUCUCAGUCCCUUCAACCCGCUGAGGAGAGGCGCCCUCUACGUCCUAGUUCAUCCAUAUCCUUUUCCAAUCGCUUUAAUCAUCAUCACCAUUAUUGUAAACUGCGCUUUCAUGGCCAUGACUGAACAACCAUUCGAUUGGAUAGAGUAUGUCUUCACUGGUGUCUACACGAUGGAGGCCUUCAUAAAAAUCACCGCUCGAGGAUUCAUAAUCAAUGAUUUUACCUACCUGAGAGAUCCGUGGAACUGGCUUGAUUUCGCCGUCAUUUCCUUGGCGUACGUUGAAACUCUCAUAAUUCAACCGCUUGAGUUAACGAAGGACGGUCUGGGAAAUUUAGCUGCACUACGGACAUUUCGAGUGCUCAGAGCACUUAAAACUGUAGCUGUUAUUCCAGGCUUGAAGACCAUCGUUGGUGCCUUACUGGAGGCGGUGCGGCGACUGCGGGACGUCAUGAUUUUAACUGUUUUUAUGCUCUCAAUUUUUGCCUUAGUCGGUAUGCAAUUAUAUAAGGGUACUCUCAGACAGAAAUGUGUCACUUUUGCCAACUUCACGUACGACAAUACAACCGAAGGCAAUGAGACUUUCAAGACUUUUGACGAGGCGUGGUUAGAAUAUGCCAUGGACACAGAAAAUUGGAAAAAGGUGGAUGGGUCUGAUGAUUUUCUUGUUUGUGGCAAUGCAUCAGGAGCAGGACAGUGUCCACCUUCGUAUGUUUGUAUUAACGAUACCCACUCGAACCCAAACUCUAACUUUACUCACUUUGACAACUUUGGGACUGCCCUUCUAUGUACAUUCCGUUUGAUGACACAGGACUAUUGGGAAAACCUUUAUCAAAUUACAUUGAGAGCCGAGGGCCCCUACCAUUCCGCCUAUUUUAUAAUUGUGAUACUGCUGGGGUCGUUCUACCUAGUGAAUCUUAUAUUAGCUAUUGUCGCCAUGUCUUAUGACGAAACCCAGAAACAGGACCAGGCCGAUGCUGAUGAAGAGGAGGAGGAACGAAAAGAUGAUAAAUCUUGUGAUCAUUCCAGCAAGGCAUUGCAAAUCCAUGCGAUUCAACAAACUAUACACGAUGGUCUAAGGGAGGAUUAUGAAGAAUAUUUGGCAGAGAAGGCUUCCCAAGCCAAGAGCCAAUCGGAGACAUCAUUGAGUGACCAUGGCAAUGAUGACAAUGCAGACAAAUUCAGCAUAAGAUCUAACAAACCAGACGAAAAUGGACAAUUUCUCAAUGUCAGUAAAAAGCAACCUAGCUUGAGUUUACCCGGCACUCCAUUUGUGCGGCGAAACACUAAGAAGGCCAAAUACAAUGCAAAUCAUGGUGACCAUCAACCUUUAAUGCUGGACAAUCUACCUUAUAUAGACGACCCAAAUGCCGUUACUCCAUGUUCGGAUGACCUAACAAUGAAUUUGACCUAUAGACAAUUUGUUGCGUCAAGAAGAGGUAGCUAUGCGUCAUUGUUGAAACGCACUGGCUCCUCUAGGCGCAGUAGUUUCGCGUCACGUGAUAGUAGACGAUCCCUUCCAAAGUCACCUCGGUCUCCAUUAGAAAAACCCGGGAAAUUAGAUACCCCGUGGGACUGGAAAAAACCAAAGGACAGCUCUCAUUUACAUCCUCUUGACGCGGGGGAUCGUGGUAAACAUGUCGAGAAUGGGUCUAUAGUCGGCUCCCGAAUGGACAUUGAAAAGAAGUCUCAUGACGAAGAAAUUUGCCACCCUCAUAGUGGAAAACAUGUCGAUCCAAGAGAUAUGAUGGUGCUAAAAAGUCUUCUGGCACAUGCUGAGGGACAUCGGAACAGCAAACACAGUGUCAUCAGUGAUUUCCCCUUCGAGGAAGAGGAAGAGCUUCUUAAGGAUCGACUGUACAGACGGUUCUGCAGUUGGACGUGCUGUCCAUGUUAUCUUAAAUUCCAGGAAUUUGUUAGCUUCAUUAUUUUAGACGCCUUUGUGGACCUCUUCAUCACCAUCUGCAUCCUUGCCAACACAGCCUUUAUGGCGGCUGACCAGUAUCCAAAAUCAGAUGACCUGACAGAAUUGCUUUUUUAUGGGAACUACGUUUUCACAGCUAUAUUUGCAUCCGAGGCUUUCCUUAAAUUAAUCGCCCUUAGUCCUAUGAACUACUUUAGGGAUGGCUGGAAUAUCUUUGAUUUCUUGAUCGUGUUUCUCAGCUUUUUAGAAAUGGCUUUAGAUGAUGUUUCCGGGUUGUCGGUACUAAGGAGCUUCCGUUUAUUACGAGUGUUCAAACUCGCCCGAUCUUGGCAGACGUUGAAUAUGCUGAUCCGCAUUGUUGCUGGUACUAUGGGAGCAUUGGGAAACCUCAUAUUUGUUCUUGCCAUUGUGGUCUUUAUUUUUGCCGUGAUGGGACAGCAAUUAUUCCGAGAUGGAUACAUGAAAGUCUAUGAAGACGAUAUGCCGAGAUGGAAUUUUACAGACUUUCUUCACUCAUUCAUGAUAAUCUUCCGAGUUUUGUGUGGGGAAUGGAUUGAGUCGAUGUGGGCAUGCACAAACGCUAAUAGUGCAAUAUGUAUUCCGUUCUUCCUACUCACAUAUAUUAUAGGGAAUCUUGUUGUACUUAAUUUGUUCCUUGCCCUGCUGCUAAACUCGUUCGGGGCUGAGAGUCUGAGUGGUGGAGAAGGCGAAGAGGACAAAGAACCUAAUAAACUGUCAGAGGCCAUCGGAAGAUUUAAAAGGUUUGGAAGGUGGGUCAAGGUGAAGAUUAUCGUUUGUCUAAAGGUGAAGAUAAAAUCUCAGCCGAAACCAAACGGAAGAGACUCCAGUCCCCGUCUUAAUGGAAAGGAGACGAUGCUUGAUGGUGGACAAACGUUCAGUAAUGGUACUCUUGAAAUUCAGGCUAAAACUGAAGAUGACGAAAACACAUUUCCAGGAGAAGUAGUACUGGUGGAAAACCAUUCACCUGAGAAAUCUACAGAAAUUAUGUUAGAGGACGAAAAAAAAAUGGACGACAAUACAAGACCUAACAGUCGAUCAAGUCAAAGAGAGUCCUUAAGUUCCAACAGUAGAAACUCACUGUCCGAUGACGACACAAAAUUAAGUUUAACAAAAGUGGAUGCAGACGGCGAGCCCGAGAUAAACGAAGUAAAGGUCACGUAUGCAAAUUAUCCAGAUGAUUGUUUCUGCAAAAUAUGCCGUCGAAAGUGCCCAUGUUGUAUCCGAUUUGAAAACACUAGUUUGGGGAAGCGGGCUUGGAAAAUCCGGUGUCUAGCUUUUGCCCUGGUAGAACACAAAUACUUUGAAACUUUCAUCAUUACAAUGAUUCUCGCCAGCAGCGUCGCUCUUGCAAUCGAAGAUGUAUAUCUGUCCGAAAGAGCUGUCCUUCAGCAGAUUCUGGAAAUAACAGACAAAUUUUUCACAGCUAUAUUCAUAAUAGAAAUGUUUAUCAAGUGGACGGCUUUUGGAUACAAGAAAUACUUUACAGAUGCAUGGUGUUGGUUGGACUUCGUCAUUGUUGGAAUAUCCAUUGUGAUGCUUGUUUUUGAGAUCCUUAAAAUGCAGAAAAUGAGUGCAAUAAAGGCAAUGAGAACUCUUAGGGCACUGAGACCGCUUCGUGCUGUGUCUCGAUGGGAAGGAAUGCGAGUAGUUGUCAAUGCUUUGAUCAAAGCCAUUCCAUCUAUUGCCAACGUCAUGAUGGUUUGUCUGAUAUUCUGGCUGAUAUUUGGGAUUGUUGGGGUACAGUUUUUUGCCGGGAAAUUCUUCAAGUGUGUAGAUGAGAAUGGAAUCACACUGGCAGCAAAUAUUACAGCCAAUAAAGAUGAUUGCAUAGCCCAAAAUUACACGUGGGUAAAUUCAAAGAUAAACUUUGACAACGUAAUGAUGGCAUAUCUCGCUUUGUUUCAAGUGGCCACCUAUAAGGGGUGGGUUGAAGUGAUGAACGACGCUAUCGACAGUACGGAAAUUGACCAACAACCAGAGCCAGAGAUCAAUGUCAACAUGUACCUGUAUUUUGUCUUCUUCAUUAUCUUUGGUUCGUUCUUUACUCUGAAUCUAUUUAUUGGUGUCAUCAUCGAAAACUUCAACCAGCAGAAGAAAAAGGCUGGUGGCUCGCUGGAGAUGUUUAUGACAGAUGACCAGAAAAAGUAUUACAUGGCCAUGAAGCGGAUGUCCUCUAAGUCCCCACAGAAAUCAAUUCCCAGACCAAGUAAUAUAAUCAUGGGCUGGAUAUUUGAUGCGGUAACAAAUCAGAAGUUCGACAUUGGGAUCAUGAUCAUUAUCAUGCUGAACAUGUUGACGAUGGCCUUGGAACACUACAAACAAUCAAAAAUGUUUACCACUAUAUUGGAUCACAUCAAUAUGUCAUUUAUCAUAAUCUUCACUGUUGAGUGUGUUCUAAAACUGAUAGGACUGAGACACUACUAUUUCAAGUUUCCUUGGAACAUCUUCGACUUUGUGGUAGUGGUUCUGUCUAUCUUAGGAGAGAUUGUCAGCGUGGCACUUAGUGACGUCAUGGAUCAGUUCUUGGUCUCUCCUACUCUUCUUCGAGUGGUUCGUGUGUUUAGGGUGGGAAGAGUGCUUCGCUUAGUCAAGUCGGCGAAGGGAAUACGAACUUUGUUGUUUUCUCUUGCCGUGUCGUUACCCGCUUUGUUUAAUAUCGCUUUACUGCUGUUUCUUGUGAUGUUUAUAUAUGCCACGUUCGGAAUGAGUUUCUUCAUGCACGUUAAACAUUUAUAUGGUAUAGAUGACUGUUUCAACUUUGAAACAUUCUUCCGUAGUAUAAUAUAUCUAUUUCAAAUGUGCACAUCCGCUGGUUGGAACAGCGCCUUGGCUGGCAUCACAAACGAAGAGGAUUGUAUAAAAGAAACAGUGACAUACGACAAUGGGACAACAAUAUAUGCAGACUGUGGUAAUUACAAGAUAGGUGUUAUGUACCUAUGUUCCUAUAUAGUAAUAAGUUUUCUUGUGGUGGUGAACAUGUACAUUGCUGUCAUAUUGGAGAACUUCAGUCAAGCGACAGAGGACGUUCAGCAAGGCUUAACGUCAGACGAGUUUGAUCUUUUCUAUGAGAAAUGGGAGAAAUUCGACCCGGAAGCUACUAAAUUUAUCCCACUUGGUCAGUUGUCUGAUUUUGUGGAUUAUUUAGAAGAACCUUUGCGACUUCCAAAACCGAAUCACUUUAUGCUGGUGAAACUAGAUAUUCCAAUUUGCGAAGAUAAUAAAGUAUAUUGCAGAGACAUUUUAGAUGCUUUGACGAAAAAUUUCCUGGGCACGGCGGAUGCCUCAGGGGAAUUUGAUAUCAAUGAAGCUGAGAAGGAUAAAGAAAAAGUUGAAUACAAAGUAGUUAGCUCAACGCUAUUAAGACAAAAGGAACAUUAUGCGGCAAGAGUAAUCCAAAAAGCGUGGAAAAGAUAUCGAAACGAGAAAGGCAACUUACCAUCACCACCGCCAUACGAUAUGGUAAUCAGUAAGGAAAGUGAUAUGGUUACGAGCAAAGAAAGUGAGAUGGCAACUAGCAAGGACAGUAAAGAAACAGCGACAACAGUUCACGAGGAUACCGCUAGCACAAAAAGUAUGAAGAGUGAUACUUCCAACAGACAGACUGUAGGAAGUUCUGUAGAUGUGCACAUAGAAAUUCCGGAAUCAGAAAUCACAGAAGAAACAGCGAUGCUUUCACCGGAAAAUAGAACAGUUGAACUACGCGCAGAUAGUGACGUAGUUGCAUGAAGUAAUACAUGUACAAAAAAUUCAAAUUCGGCAGGAAAAUUUGAAUUGUGCAGGGCCCGGUGACUGAUGGGACUCUGACUCAAGAACUUUAAGAUACUCAAAGUGUACUGCAUGUCUUUCUAUUUAUUGGUUUCAGGAUGCAAUUAUUUACUAGUACCUACUGCAUUGCGCAUGCUUCGUAAUGCUGUGAUGAUUUUAUUGGUUAUUUGAUACCUAGAACAGUCUUGCUGUGUAAUUAUACCUUUUGCAAAAAAAAGUUGGCUACACUCGAUGUGGAUAGAGAAUGAAAUUAAAUAUAUAGCUAAGUUUAUUAGGAGAAACGAAUUGCUGAUAUCUCGGUAUGAGAAAUGUACUUACAGGACAGUGUACAGAUUUCAUCUUGAGUGUCCUUUGAUAAAGUCUAAAAUGAAAUGUGCAUGUUGGAUCGUUUAUGCAUUCUUGACAGAGAAAGCACCGCAAGCGCAAUAUCAAAACAUUUAUUAAUUAGUCUGUGCCUAAAAAAUGUAGAUACAAUGUAAACGGUUUGGUAUCAACCAGUGCGUGUGAAAGAUAAUAUUAUAUGAUUAUUUCCUGUCCGAUUCAUGCAAUUGUAAAUUUGCUGUAGACGUAUUUAGAUAGAGUUGAAAUUUACAACAAUAAAAAAACCUUUUCCCAUGUCAUUUACCACUGCCGUUUAUAAGUAAAAUGGAUGAAAUACUUCUAGCCUAAAGUAAUUGUUCUGCCUGCCCCUUCCCCAGAGAACCAACGUGAAUGAUGUCAUUAAUUUGUUCUAUUGCGUGAUACACUUUUAAUGGUAAUUGUUGCUCAACACUAUUUGUAAUUAUGCUUGUAUACUUUCAUGUAUAUAAUUCUGGUUUGGGGUACAUCAUGCUUAUUUGCAAAAACCAUAUUAUUCCAAAAUACGCCCGAUUCCAUACAGUAUUGUCGUAUUUGUAUUUUUUUUAAUAAUGAAGUUUUUUUUAAUUAUUGUUUUGAAUUUAUCUGUUUACCAGGAAGCAUGUUAAUAUAAGACAUAUAUGUAUUUAAAGACUUAAACUGAAUUCAAAUUAUUUGAUGUUUCAAUUUCUUUAAUCAGAACAUAAUUGUUACAGUCUACUCGGAGUUCGUUUAAUGAAAAAAAAUAUUCUAACUUAUCAAUAUCAAAUAGUAACUAAAUGAUAACACAGAGAAGGCAUAUAUAAAUUGUACAAAGUGUAUGUAUGUUUACAAAAUAGUCGUUUAAGACGCUAAUCGCGAGAUCAGCAUAAGAUUUAGAUAAUACGGGUACCUGUUUUAGAUACGUAAUACCAGUAAUAUGGCAUAUAGAACAUGAUAUUACACCAAUUGUAUGAUAACUAAUCAUAGCUUAUGCAAAUAUGAAAUUGUUAUGAGUUACUCAAUUAAUGAUGUAAAACAUCUAAAAUGCAGUUGAACUACAUAUUUUGUUUUGUUGUACAUGUUUAAAGAUAUGUAUUGGUUGAAAAUUGUUUUGGAACUUUUUCCUUUACAUCAAUUGUAUUGUCUAGUUGAUUUCAUGUGAUAUUUUAUACGAAAACUUGGCUUUUCUUGUUGCACUUAACUUUGCCAAAUUAAUGUUGAAUUCUGUGUAGUGUCCGCUUCUUACAAAAUUGUAUCCAUUUUAUGCAGUUGCUAUUUUUAUUGUGCAUGUUGUUAGUAAGAAUCCAAGUGUUUCAAAUUAUCCUAAACAUCCGUAGAAAAUUCCAAUCAUAAAAAUCUUUGGGAAGUCGAAUUCACACACAAAUGAACGAAUUGUGUCAAGUUCAGAUGUAUUAUGAAAUGUCUUCUUUCGGAGAUAGAAAUUGGGAAGUAUUUAGAUUUUUAAUAAUGAUUGAUGCUUAGAAUUUUAAAACAAAAGACUUGCAAAAUAAAAAAAAAAAGCAUGCAAAUUGAAAUGAAUCGUUAACAUUAUAUCUGUAUGUUUUUGAUCAGAAUUAUCAAUAUCACAAUGUAUGGUUUAAGCAUUUUGAAUGACACCAUAAAUUUGGAACUGUUGAGUGUUAGAGAAUGGAUGUAACUGUGAACAUUUUCAAUCUUUAUAUAUAUGCACAAUAAUGAGUUAGGUAUAAGGGAAGAGAUGUGUAUGAACAUAUAACAAAAGCUUUUUCAUUUGCAAAUUUCUGUAAAUAAAUUUAUUACACAAUU